ACACACAAUUCAAAGUGGCAAAGAAACGAAGAAUCCAAAAGCAGAAAAACCCACCCUUGAAAAAGCCCACCGUCCUGGUACCCAAAAAGCUGGACCAGCCAGCCAUCGCCACCCGCCAUUACUGCCCUUCUCCCCACCUUCCAUCCUCAACCCUCCAUCUUUCCCCUACCGGCCUAUCUGUCUCCACUCCCCAACUGUAGUAACUCUCUUCUCCCUUUCUCCGUGUUUUACUCUUCCUUUUUCUCUGUUCAUCCGCUAUUCGUCGUUGGGCUCCAAGACGGCGUCGUGUAGGUUUUCAGUUUUUGUCGACUUUUAAUCCGUGAUUGGGUUUAGUUGAUGCUGCUUCCCUGUUACCUGUGACUUAUUGAAUUCAAAAGCUAGUUGCUCCAAUGCGCUGAACCGAUCGAUUGAUGUCCUUCCUGCAUUAAUACCCGUAGAAAGAAAGGAGUUCUUUACCUUCCUUUUCACACCUGGAUCUGCCUUCCCCCUGUUCAAGCCUCUGUUUCUGUAAUCUUCUUUAAGGCAAUCAAAUCGUUUCCAAGACGGCGGAUCGUUGUUGGGUUUGAUUCCAAAUGGGGGUCUGUUUAAGCUCCCAGAUUAAAGCUGAGAGCCCAUUGAAUUCAGGGGGGAGUGCCAAGUAUGUGAGUUGUGAUGGCAAUGGGUCAGGGAGAGGAGGGAGUCCCAAGUACGUUAGCUGCGACAGCAACUUGAGUGGCAAAGGUUCAGUAGGAUCAGUGCCUCCAACACCAAGGAGGAGUGAGGGUGAGAUUUUGCAAUCUCCUAAUCUGAAGAGCUUCAGUUUCUCUGAUCUCAAGCUUGCCACCAGGAAUUUUCGCCCCGAUAGUGUUGUAGGGGAAGGCGGGUUUGGAUCAGUAUUUAAGGGAUGGAUUGAUGAGAAUUCGUACACUGCAACCAAGCCUGGAACUGGACUGGUUAUAGCUGUGAAGAGGCUGAACCAAGAAAGCUACCAGGGCCAUAAGGAAUGGCUGGCGGAAGUGAACUACUUGGGACAAUUUUGCCAUCCUCAUUUGGUGAACCUGCUUGGCUAUUGCUUGGAAGAUGAACACCGUCUUCUUGUUUAUGAGUUCAUGCCUCGAGGAAGCCUGGAAAACCACUUGUUCAGAAGAGGUUCAUACUUCCAGCCUCUUUCUUGGAACCUUAGGUUGAAGGUUGCUCAUGGUGCUGCAAAGGGCUUAGCUUUCCUUCACAGUUCUGAAACAAAGGUCAUAUACCGCGAUUUCAAGACUUCCAACAUUCUGCUUGACUCGAACUAUGACGCUAAACUCUCCGACUUUGGACUGGCCAAGGAUGGGCCAACCGGUGACAAGAGUCAUGUGUCUACCAGGGUUAUGGGAACCUAUGGAUAUGCUGCUCCAGAGUACCUUGCCACUGGCCAUUUAACUGCAAAGAGCGACGUGUUCAGCUUUGGUGUCGUGCUACUCGAGAUGCUAUCAGGGAGGAGAGCGAUCGACAAGAACAGGCCAUCGGGCGAACACAACCUGUUGGAAUGGGCGAAGCCAUACAUGGGGAGCAAGCGAAAGGUCUUUCGGAUACUGGACAAUCGGCUGGAAGGGCAGUACACAAUGGAAGUUGCAUUCAAGGCAACCACCCUGUCCUUGCGCUGCAUUUCCGUGGAGGCCAAGUUGCGGCCGAGCAUGGACGAGGUGGUGAAGGCUCUGGAGGAGAUUAGGGAAGCGAAUGAGAGCACCAACAUCCAUCAGGGGAAUGCGCCAAGGUCGCGCAGAAGAAGCACAGGUGAUGUUGGUAGUGGGGGAAGGAUGAAUGAUGCUUAUCCUCGGCCCUCUGCUUCCCCUCUGUAGGUUCGAGGUGGAGUGAGUGACAGUUCUUACCUCGAUGGUUCUGUACCAGUAGAAAUCUGAUUUCCACGAUACAUAGUUUAUAUACUACUUUACGUUCGACAUGUAAUUUUGUUAAAGAAGGAAAGGAAGAAAUGUUGUUUCCCAUACUUCAUAUGUCACUAAUAUAUUACUUGGAGACGACGCCAU
Messenger RNA from Linum tenue, 2006 nucleotides. NCBI's taxonomy places the organism in Eukaryota, Viridiplantae, Streptophyta, Magnoliopsida, Malpighiales, Linaceae. The record is from the annotation of a GenBank genome assembly.